CACUUGUAACGCAUUUAGAUUCGGUAAAUAUGAGGCUAUUCGACGAUACUCGAUCAGUACACAGCGGGCUUGUUUACUCCAUAGUCAGCUACGAUGUGCACAAAACUCUCUUAAUAAGAGAAUUAGGGCUUCGUCACCCCACUGUGUAACAACACCGAUGAUGAACUGCUUGCCAACAAGAUUGGCUCAAUAUCGAUUAAAUAGUGCAGUACAAAGCAGGUUAAAUCCAGAUCUGUCGAUUCUACCAAAAGUAGCAACUGUAUCAACUGAACCAGCACCCUACUUGGAAUAUUCACGCCCAUUCUCGGAUAUGGUCAAUAUACAACCAACCAUUUUAGAGGCAAUACAAUCAGCAUUUGGUUUUGACUCCAUGUCUAAAGUACAGUUUAAUGUCCUUUCUAUCCUUCCUACAACGCAAGAUUUGCUCGUGAAGGCCAAAACUGGAACAGGAAAGACACUUGCUUUUCUGGUAGCGGCUUUAGAAUCGUUGAUGGCAGCAGACAUGGAGAUAAUGAAGCGCAUAAAGAUGAGUGGGCAAAUUGGAUGCCUGAUUGUGGCACCUACACGCGAGUUAGCUCUACAGAUCUCAGACGAGGCACAAAAGUUACUCGAACCUCUCGGUUACGGCGUGCAGCACCUCGUUGGUGGAGAGAGUAAAAGAAAACAGCUUGAUAGAAUUGCCAAAGAGCCUGUCGAAUUUAUUGUAGCAACUCCUGGGCGACUGAAUGACUUGUUGGACGAUAGAGAGUUUGCGGACAAAACUGUCGCCUGCAAAGUGCUCGUAUUAGACGAGGCAGACACGAUGCUAGAACUGGGCUUCCGCACUGAACUUGAUCGCAUCUUACGAGUCCUGCCUCAAGAGCGUCAAACACUCUUAUUUUCUGCGACCCUUGAUUCCAAGUUAGAUCCACUUAUGGAAAUAAUCCUGCAGCAGAAGACAAAGAAGCAACGACGACCGAUUAUGAUUGAUACUGUGGGUACCUCGGAAAUCAAUUUGAACCUCUCGACCCGCCAAAGAUAUUGUCUAGCACCAUAUCAGGCACACGUUGCUCUCGUACGUCGAGUCAUCAACGACUAUUUGCUUAGUGAUAUGGAUUUGAGGCACCAAGAGAGCUUGAAAACACCCACAACAUCAUCUAUGCAAGGUGUAAAGUCCAAGAAGGCCAGUAACAAAUAUACUUCACCUUCCACAUCUACACUCUUGCCAUUAACAUCGUCUUCCGCAUUGAGCAAUAAGAUCAUGGUCUUCUUACCGACAACGCGAGGGGCCCAGCUCUAUGCUAAGGUGUUUGCAGCCUUGUCUAUGGGCAAGGAGCUUUCGAUAUUUGAAAUUCACUCUGAAAAAAGUCAGCGUGAGAGAACUCUAACGAGUCGUAAUUUUAAGAAUAUUAAGACACCCGCAGUAUUGUUUACGUCUGACGUCUCUGCAAGAGGUGUAGAUUAUCCUGGCGUCGGAUUGAUCAUACAAGUAGGAGCGCCUCUUUCUAUCAACCACUAUAUCCACCGUAUAGGUAGGACGGGGCGCGGUGUAAAGAAUCAGAAUGAACAGUAUGGUGAAGGCGUGUUGAUCCUUGGGGAGUUGGAUCAAGGUUUCAUUGAGCACCAACUCAAGCCAUCGCCUCUUUAUGAGGCUGUAAAGCAGGAUCAUAAAUAUGAUGAUUGGCAGAGCGUGAUACGAGGCGAGAAUUUAGACCGUGGGUUCAAGAGAGCAGCCUCAAAAGUAGGUGAAAAGCUAAUCAAGGACGCCUACACAGCCUUUCUAGGAUACAAUUUGACAAUAGGCCCCAGGAUUGGAAAUACGGAUCGAAAGUUGAUCCUAGAAUCUGCAGAUAAAUAUAUUGCAGCCUUUGGUGUAGAAAGUCGGCCUGCAGUGUCUACAAGUUUUUUGGAAAGAAUGGGUUUCGCAAAUAGUUGUAAUCCUGUGGUGGGAGGCAGCGUUGAUAGUUCCCAACAGGGGCGUUCCUUUGAACUCGUCGAUGGGACAUUCCCCAUAGUGAACACACAGACGGUCGGAAAAUCCUGCAUAUCUUCCUCCACUUCUCCUAUAGAUCUAAGCGAAGACGGAGAGAAUGAAAGGAAUGAGAAGCAAAAAGUUGAGUCGCAAAGUAUCAUCGAAACGCGUUUUUCUAGGAAAAAACGUCAAGAAGCCUUCAUAGACAGAAUUGGCUUGGGGGACACAGAGUAUAUCAAGAUCAACGAAGCUGAGUGGGAAGAUUUUAUCGAGUUUAAGCCUAGUACAUCUAGGCUGAUCGAGAAGCUGCACAAUCCCAAGAGGAUGGGUCAUGUUGGAAAUCGGCCGAGCAAGAAGAUCUCAAAGAUCUUUAGCAACAAUGACGGGUGGUAAUGGCCCAGGUAUAAGGGAG
Lobosporangium transversale is the source of this 2363-nucleotide messenger RNA. RefSeq names its product P-loop containing nucleoside triphosphate hydrolase protein. The coding region runs from base 158 to 2344 and encodes 728 amino acids. The record is from RefSeq and is a predicted model, not a curated record. Gene Ontology annotation, molecular function: nucleic acid binding; ATP binding. The transcript is spliced from 3 exons. Gene Ontology annotation, cellular component: mitochondrion. Lineage: Eukaryota; Fungi; Mortierellomycota; Mortierellomycetes; Mortierellales; Mortierellaceae.